GUUUCUUACAAUUACGGAAUUGCCAUAAGAUAAUCCUACUUCUCUUGUUAAUUUUGCAAUUCGUUGUGUGACAAUUGUUUUGGACAUAGAUCGCGCGAUAAGGACGUCGGCACAUUGUUUCGCCGGAUCGUCUGCUUGGAGACGAUGGCCAUGGACGCUGUUGAAGCUCCGGUUCCACCCCUUCAGAAUAGCCAUUCCAGCCAGUCGCGCCAUUUUUAUCUUGCAGUAGAUAGGCUACAGUUCAAGAUGGAAACUUUGAAGGAUUUGCUGGGUUUGGUGGGCCGGCGUCCACGCCUGCCCAUUGUAGUCUGUUGCAGUACUCGCGAUGAGCUUGACUCUGUCUGCUCCACCUUUUCCAGCCUCCCCUUUAUAUCUUUGUCAGUCUUGUAUAGUGACCUUGCUGAAGCAGAACGUGCUCUUAUCUUAGAGAAAUUUCAGCAAGUGACUGCAAGGUGGAACCAGGUAUACCAUGUUGGAACAGAAAAUGAGGAUGAGGAUGGGAAAGAUGAGCAAAGGUCUCAUAUGAUAGUUGUAACCGAUGCAUGUCUUCCUGUCCUUGCUUCUGGGGAAUCUCCAGUAUCUGGCCAUCUUCUGAUUAACUAUGAACUGCCAACAAAGAAGGAAACAUAUAUGAGGCGCAUGGCAACUUGUUUGGCAGCUGAUGGAGUUGUCAUCAAUAUGGUCGUUGGUGGUGAAGUGGUAACUCUCAAAAGCAUUGAAGAAAGCAGUGGUAUUGGCAUACAAGAGAUGCCCAUGCAGAUUCUUGAUAUUUUGUGA
Messenger RNA from Prosopis cineraria, 777 nucleotides. RefSeq names its product ATP-dependent RNA helicase eIF4A. The record is from RefSeq and is a predicted model, not a curated record. The coding region runs from base 145 to 777 and encodes 210 amino acids. NCBI's taxonomy places the organism in Eukaryota, Viridiplantae, Streptophyta, Magnoliopsida, Fabales, Fabaceae. The transcript has 7 exons.